Lentinula edodes (shiitake mushroom) is the source of this 1308-nucleotide messenger RNA. RefSeq lists its product as uncharacterized. The transcript is spliced from 3 exons. The record is from RefSeq and is a predicted model, not a curated record. NCBI's taxonomy places the organism in Eukaryota, Fungi, Basidiomycota, Agaricomycetes, Agaricales, Omphalotaceae. Bases 1 to 1308 code for a protein of 435 amino acids.
AUGGCUGACCUCAGUCUUUCUGUAACUCAACUGCAGGCUCUUCACUCCCUUCUUCUUCUUCAUGGCUCCAACCUUCCUGAUGACCUGAAGUCUCUGCCUGCCUCCCUUCAAGCUCAAUUAGCCCUCAAUUCCUCUGCUCCUUCUUUUCCUACACCUUCUCUUUCCCCAGAGAAACUACCUAGGACUGGCAGUAUUUCUCUAGCUAGAGCUAGACUUAGGCCUCCUUGGCUCUUUUCACAGCCUAGGGCCACCUGUGAGGUAGGAACUCAGGUGGAAGACCCAGCCUUGGCUCUAGAGAGCUUUUCAAGACCUUCUUCCCCAGCUUCCAGUGCUGGCUAUGGAGCUGGCUCUGAGGUGGAAGAAGACCUUGGUGGCGACUUCGCUCCCAAUCGCGCUCCCGGCUCUGCUCCCAAUUGCACUCCCGACUCUGCUCCCAAUCGCGCUCACAGCUUCACUCCCAAUCGCGCUCCCGACUUCGCUCCCAAUCGCACUCACGGCUUCACUCCGAAUCGCGCUCACAACUCUGCUCCCAAUCGCGCUCGCGACCCAAUCCACGACUCUGCUCAGGCCUCCAAUCCUGACUCCAUCUACGACGACGCUCACGGAACCCCUAGUCGCGACCCAGGUUGCGGCUCUAUCCAUGAGGCAGCUCAUCGCUCAGCUCAAGACCCCGGUCGCAACUCUGCUCACAGCUCCUCUCAGGAAGCUGCUUGCGAGGCUGCUCACGACUGCAGUGGUCGCGUCUCCACUCCCAGCCGCAGCCAUAACUCCGAUUGCGAAUCUUCCUAUGAGCUCGCUCACCAUCCCGGCAACUCCAGCCAGGCCUCUGUUUACAGCUCCACUCAUGCCCGGUACCUCUGCAACUCCCAAGACACUGCUCAGGACCUGACUCUCAAAAUCAACGAGGCAUUCCCUGAUGACCAGGGUGAAGCGGAGGAGGGUCCGCUCCUGGCCAAUACAAUCUACCCCGCCCCAAGUGAAGCUGACGAUGAGUCGCUCCUGGACCAAGACACACUCCUGGCCAACACGCACCAGCAGAACGCUGAUGAUUCCAACCCGCUUCUUGAUGAGCUCCUUAACGACAACAACCACUACCAGGAGAAAAUGAUCCUCUGCUCAGACUUAGAUGCUGCUAUCUUAUCUCUGUUGGAGGAAGAAUGUAGCAGGCCCUUAGUCAACUCCCCCACACAUCAGACAGGCUCUUGUACUUCUCAUUUUGCUACUUCAAAUGAAGAUCCUGGCUCUCGCAAACGUCAGCGUUUGCGAGAUUCUCUUGGCGAAGAAGUCCCGACCAGAUUGCAAUCGUAA